Molecule: messenger RNA, 2835 nt
Organism: Centruroides sculpturatus (bark scorpion)
Lineage: Eukaryota; Metazoa; Arthropoda; Arachnida; Scorpiones; Buthidae
Product: luc7-like protein 3
Exons: 9
Coding region: 290-1441 (383 amino acids)
Biological process (GO): mRNA splice site recognition
Cellular component (GO): U1 snRNP; U2-type prespliceosome
Molecular function (GO): mRNA binding
Source: RefSeq, a predicted model, not a curated record
AGUAUAUUUUUUAUAAAUAUUUAAUAUAUUGUAUAAAAAUCUCCUAGGUAUAUAAUACUCUUCACUUCUCUAUGGAAAUAAGAGUAUUAACCAAUUAUCUUAUAUAUGUUAGAACGUCUGAAUAUUUUGGAAAGAUAACAAGAAUUUAAUACUUAGUUCAAAUUAAUAUUCUAAUAAAUAGUUUUUAUUACAGGUAUGCAAGCAUUUUUUAGUGAAAUUUUGCCCUAACGAACUCUUUAUAAAUACAAAAGCAGAUUUAGGACCUUGUAGUAAAAUACACGAUGAAAAUAUGAAGAAAGAAUACGAGCAAUCAAACCAUUACAUGAAAUCACAUUAUGAAGAUGAAUUUUUAAGAUUUUGUCAAGGCAUGCUAACUGAUGUGGAGAAGAGAAUUCGAAGAGCCAAACAAAGACUAGCACUAGGACAAAAAGAAGGAGGAGUAAGCAUGUUAAAUAAUGUGUCAUCAUCAACAGUUGCAAAAGACACAGAAGAAAGAAGUGAACAACUUACAGAAAAAAUUAAUGAUUUAUUAGCUCAAGUAGAACAGUUGGGUUGUGAAGGAAAAGUAGAAGAAGCACAAGGAAUAAUGAAACUUUGCGAUCAGUUAAAAGAAGAAAGAGAAGCUUUACAAAAAUCUUCAGAACCUAAUCAUUGGUUACAGCAACGUCAUGCAUCAAACGUUAAGCAAACAGCAGAAAUUGCAGUUGCUCAAGAGAAACAGAUGGAAGUUUGUGAAGUUUGUGGUGCCUUUUUGAUAGUUGGUGAUGCACAGCAACGAGUUGAUGAUCAUUUAAUGGGAAAACAGCAUGUUGGUUAUGCAAGAUUAAAAUCAGCAGUUGAAGAAAUUGUUCAUAAGAGAGAGAAGAAUAGAGAAGAAAGAGAGAAAGAAAGAGAAAGAGAGCGAGAAGAACGUCGAAAGCAACAACAGGAAGAAGAGAAACACAGACAAAACUAUCAUAGUAGAUUGGAUGAUCGAAAACGUGACAUGAGACGAAGUAGACGCUCAAGAAGUAGAAGUAGAGAAAGACGGAGAUCUAGAAGUCGAAGUCGAAGUAGAAAACAUAGAAGCAGAAGUAGAGAUAGAUCUUAUUAUAAUAGAAGAGGAUAUUAUAGAGAAAGAGAAAAAAUGAAAGAAAGAUAUAAAUAUAGAUCUAGAUCAAGAAGUCCUGAUCAAAGACGACGUGACAAUCACACUCGAUCACGUGAUUCAAAAUAUCGACGACAGUCUAGAAGUAGAUCUCCAGAAAUUAGCAGUGACAGAAGAAAAGGUAGUAGUAGAGAUCAUGAUAAAAGAAAGCACGAAGGAAGAAAUAGAGAGAGUCCAGAAAAUGGAGAAAAUAGUCCUGAGUUAUCUGAUGCAGAUUACAAAGAGAAGACAAGCAAAGGUGAAAAUUAUGUAAAUAGGACUUCUAAAGAUGGAUCAGAAGGUGAAUCAGAUUAGUGACAUCUAAUUUGUGUCUAUAAGAUAUUCAGGUAAGUGGGAAAAUCUUGAUAUAAAAUUUUCUUCCAUCAUCAAUAUCUAUUCCUUUCAGGUGAGUGAUAUUGCUGAGCAUUUUGUUCCACUUCACUUAGGAACCUUUGUACCAGGUAUUAGAUUUAAUUGGUUAAUAGAAGAUUGCAGGAAUUUGAUAAUGUUGGGAUAAAUUCUUUUUCUAAAUUACUUCAAUUCAUUUAAAUGAAUUGAUUUUCCUGCAAAUAAUUGAUAAGUUCUUAAUGGUACAAAAGUUAAAAUAUAAAUCAGUUAAUUUAUGUUGACUAAUUUUAAAAUAACAAUUCCUAUUGUAUAGAAUGUACUUUUUAUAUAGACUGUAUUCCAUGGUAUAGAUAUGUUAAAGGCAUAAUUAUUGGCAAAAAAUGACAUUUAAUCCCCAGCACUUGAGUGUAUGUUAUUUCUUUAUUGACAUUGAUCUCUAACUUUCCUGCUAUGUCUAGCUCGUAACCACAGAUUUUACUUUGAUCUUGGUGUACCGAAGAUGCUACAGUUGUUUUACAGUCCUAGCAAUGAUUACCUGGAGUCCCUUUUUCACAGGUGACCCUAUGUUUUGUAGGAUUAUACUUCUUAAUUGGUGCUGGGAGGGGCAACUGGUAUUUUUAAAUAUAAGUCAUUAGUGUUAGAUAUAACAGUUUAAUAAGUUAAUAUAUUGAGUUCCAUGGUCUGUUUAUCAUUUCCAUCCAUUCAUAACUAAAUAAUAUGAAUUUCAUUUACUUAAUUGAAUGGAUGAUGAUAUAUUGAUUGCUUUGAUUGGGUUUAUUAGGCCACUUAUAAAUAUAAAAAAUAAAUAUUAAGAUGUAUAAUUAUUCAAAUUAAUUUAAUAAUUAACAUAAAAAUAGUUGGUUAUUGAUCAGGAAAUUAUAUAAAAUUGUAUAUUAUUUUAAAAAGUUGUUUAAAUUUAAACAUGUAAUUUUCUUUUGAAGUUUAUUAUCCCAGUAUAGCAAUCUUAAUAUCAUUAUUCAAUGCAUUUUUGAGUGUACAUUAGAGUAUACAAUUCUAUUUUUGUAAAUAGUUAUAUGGUAUUUAUAUAUAGUAUAAAAAUUAUUUCAAAACAAACAUUUUUUUAAGUGUUAAAAUAAUUAGUCAUAAAUACAAUGCAAUCAUUUAUUAUGUAGAUUAAAGUUUAGACAAAUACUCAAAACAUUAAACAUACAGAUGAUUUAAAGUCAUAAAAUUGAUUUUACAUUUACAUUAUGAGCAUUCAUAAUGAUUAUAAAAUUAUAAUAAUGUAAAGUAUUUCAUUCACAGAUUCAUUGAUAUUUCAAUUCAUCAUCAUUUGAAAUGAUACUAUAUAUAAAAUUAAUGUGAUAAAUAUGAUUCCAGGUUUUUCAGUAAAUGAAUAU